This is a messenger RNA of Rhineura floridana, 6135 nucleotides long. It is a transcript of the gene EHBP1L1, whose product is annotated as EH domain binding protein 1 like 1. Gene Ontology annotation, molecular function: protein binding. Bases 432 to 5360 code for a protein of 1642 amino acids. NCBI's taxonomy places the organism in Eukaryota, Metazoa, Chordata, Lepidosauria, Squamata, Rhineuridae. The transcript has 20 exons. The record is from RefSeq and is a predicted model, not a curated record.
AUUUUGCAAGCGCACACCACGGAUGUUCAUGGUAGCUGCAGUCAGCUGUUGCUCGCUUGCUUCUCUGCCUGCCCCGCUCCGCCCCCUCCGUCUGGAGCUCACACCCACAGCAGCCCUUUGCCGUUAGCGGACCGAGACACAGCUCCCCCCCCCGCCCUUCUCUUCCUCUCCCCGCUCAACUUCUGUAACUUUCUCGCUUUGCACCAACUUCCUCCUGGCGAGGCUUCCGCGGGCUGCGAGCCAGGCUCGGCGACUGACGGGCGGAGGAGAAAGAGGAGGCUCGCCCCGCUCUGCUCGCCCCGUCGGGGUCCGGGAAGAAGGCGAAGGAGGGAUGGGGGCAGAGCCGCGGGGCGCCGCGGGGCUGUGAUUGUGAAGAAGGCGAAGCGCCGCGCCACUCUCCCUCUGCCGCAGCCGACGCCGACGGGACCGCCAUGAGUUCGGUGUGGAAGCGGCUCCAGCGCGUCGGAAAGCGGGCGGCCAAAUUCCAUUUCGUGGCCUGUUACCAGGAGCUGGUGGUGGAGUGCACCAAGAAAUGGCAGCCGGACAAGCUGGUUGUGGUCUGGACCCGAAGGAACCGCCGAAUCUGCUCCAAGGCUCACGGCUGGCAGCCAGGGAUCAAGAACCCCUACCGGGGCACCGUGGUCUGGAUGGUACCUGAGAAUGUGGACAUUAUGGUGACCCUCUACCGGGACCCCCACAUAGAGGAAUAUGAAGACAAAGACUGGACCUUCGUGAUUGAAAAUGAAUCGAAGGGGCAGCGGAAGGUCCUGGCUUCGGUGGACGUGAACCUCAAGCGCUUUGCCAGCCCCACGCCCACCCAGGUGGACCUGAAGCUGAAGCUGAAGCCACGGUCAGUGAAGGUGGUGGCGGCCACGCUCCAGCUGACGCUUUCUUGCGUGUUCCUGCGUGAAGGGAAAGCCACGGAUGAAGACAUGCAGAGUCUGGCCAGCCUGAUGAGCGUCAAGCCCUCUGACAUUGGCAACCUGGAUGACUUCGCUGAUAGUGAGGAGGAGUCUGAGGACGCCCCAAAACAGAGCCGCCAAGAGGAUGGUGCCAGCCAGGGGGUGCCUCCUAAAGGAUUCCUCCAAAACGUCUUGGUGGACUAUUUCACAGACACUUCGCGGGAUCUCAACACUCUGGCGGAGGAAGAGGAGGAUGCGUCUGCUCAGAGCACAAGCCAAGGUGCAUCGGGGACCUCUGCUCCUCCCAGGACCUUCAGGAAGGAAGUUGUUGCUGACGUUCCCAAGCGAACAGCGGAUGCCGUUAACAGGGGCAGCACUGUGGCCCCGGACACCCUUCUUUCUGCGGCCAUCUCCGGGGCGGCCCCCUUUGCAGUAAGUGGCGCAGAGUGUGCUGGGCGUGUGGGGCACGGAGGGGCAAGUGCUGUAUUGCCAGGAGGAGGCCCGGGCACCUGGAACCCAGCUGCAGGGACUUUUGCGGAGUUGGCACAAGCCGGGGCGGAAAAGGAGAAGGAAGAGAAACAAGCCGAACUGCCACAGGGACGGACGGCGCCGCUGAACGACGUGGAAGUUCGGCCCGCCGACGUCUGGAGACCCCGAGAGGAGAGCCCUUUCCCUGUGCCGCAGAGCGAGAAGAAGAGACCCCUCGAGGGACCUCCUGGGCUCACAGAUAUCCCCCUCUUGCCUCCCUUUGCACCUGAGGCCCCCCCUGUCCGGAAGCGCAGGCUGGAGAAGGCGCUGCCGUCCCCAGAGCCCCCGAGUCCCAUGGCAGAGGUGGCCUUGCCUGCGGAGGACGGCUCUGGUCGUCCCCCUGCUGGGCCUGUUGCCCCGGAGAGCCCAGCCAGGGAAAGAUCAGGCUGUGGUUCUGUGGCGAUGUAUUUUGUUGAAGACCCAGCCCUCAUCGAACACGAACCCGUCCUAAUCGCCAGUGAAGGCCGUUCCUCAGGGCCAUCUUCACACGCGGCCUUCCUGGCUUUGUCUCCGGUUGUGGGGCCAUCCUCCGGGGCAAGGGAGUUUGCAGGACCAGCCACUGGCGUAGCAGGAGGUCGAGCAACGGCAGAAGUUGCUCCUGAGUUGCUUAGUGGCGGCAGCGCUGUGGUGGACCCUGCAGAGACUGAACGUGGGGCAGCUUGGGGAGGGGUGGUGUGGCCUCUUGGAGAGGGCCCGGGGCCCGAGCUUCCUCUGGUUGACCUAGCAGGGGAUGGAGUGGAGGAGGAGGAGGAGCAGAUCGCGGUCAAGGGGUGGGUUUCUGACGCCAAGCUGGGCUGUGCGACAGGAGAAACCCUCCCUCCGGAGCUGACAGUUGAACCGGAGAUUGAGCGGAUGGAGGCUGAAGGCAGCUGGGAGGCUUCUGCAGCUGCUUCCAUGGAGGGGGCUCCUCUAGAAACCCCUCCUCAACAGGAGGAAAGUUGCACAGGGAGCGGGACCGAGGUGGACAGUUGCCAAGGAUCGGAGGUGCCUGAAGGCCCCAUCCCACCAACAGGCCUUUCCCCGGAAUCCCCCCUGCAGCAGGUACAGCUACUUGUGGAGAAGGGCAUUGAGGGUGGCAGCGGCCUUCAAACCCCACCAGAGCCAUCACCAUCUCCUGCAAGGGAGGGCAGGGAAGAGGUGCCAGGGGUGGGCAUGGCAGAGGGGCCCGCCCCUCUCCUCGCUGCCCUGCCCAGCCAUGAGAGGGAGGACGAAACAGCAGCCGCUGGGAGCAGCCAGCAAAGUCCACCGGUAGCCGCCCGGUGGGAACCGGAGGAAGGAGAGACAGGCGGCAGAAGGGAUGUGAACGAGAGGAGAGCUUCGGCAGGGGCCACCCCAGAGGAGGAAGCUCCUCAAGUGGAAGAUGUCGCGGCAGGGGAGGGAGAGGAAGGCGGCAGAGAGGAACUUCUGGAAAGUGUUCUGGAGGCUGCAGUGGCAAAGUCACACAAGCAGGCUGAGGACAGGAAGAGUGAGGCUUUGGGCCUGGUUUCUCCUGGGAGCAGUGUCCCCAGCGUAGAAGGGGCAAGGUUGGGCCAAGAGGAGCCGGAGAUCCACAGUCCAUCAGACAGUGGAGGUGCCGGAGGAGAAGAGGCAUCCAGCACAGAGGGGGGCCCUGUUGCCAGGGGUCACUUACUCCCGAGGAACAGGGAGCGAGUGCCAGUCUCGGCGGCAACUCCCUACCCCCCCAGCCCCUCAUCGCCUCAGGAUCCUGACCUUCCUCUCCCAGCUCCCCACACCCUCAAGGCGAAGAAAGCCAGGCCCAGCCAGGAAGCGCUGGUGCCCACAGGCCCAGAUUUUGGUGCUCAAGGCGAAGCCCAGGUUGACUCCCCCAGCAGCCCGGCCCUCGUGAGUUGCAGCCAGUCCUUGCUGGAGUGGUGUCAGGAAGUGACGGCAGGCUACCGGGGCGUCCGCAUCACCAACUUCACCACGUCUUGGCGCAACGGGCUGGCUUUCUGCGCCAUCCUGCAUCACUUCCACCCAGAGAAGAUCAAUUACGAAGCCCUGGACCCGCUUGAUAUCAAACAGAACAAUAAACUGGCGUUUGACGGUUUUGCCUCACUGGGAAUCUCCCGGGUGAUGGAUCCUGCCGACAUGGUUUUCCUGGCUGUGCCUGAUCGGCUGAUUGUCAUGACGUAUCUGUGCCAAAUCCGGGCUUUUUUCACCGGGCAAGAGCUGAACGUGGUCCAGCUCGCUACUCACAGCAACCAGACCACCUACAAGGUGGGCAAAUUCGACACGGACUCCUCUGGCUCCGUUGAUCCCUCUGUCUUCUACUCCCAACAUCUCCAAACCACCGCCUCCCAGGCAGAGCAGCCCAGGGGGCUGGAUGCAGAAGACUCUGAGAUAGCAAGGGCCUCCAGCACUCUGAUGGAGGAAGACCAAAGGCCGAAGGUGGAGGAUGCUACCCAAAAGCAUUCUGGGAGCGAGGAAGAGGCAGGCGCUGCAAAGGAUUCUGGGAAGGAAGCUGUAACAGAGGACAGGACGGUGAAAGUCGACAAUACUGAGCCUCUACAGGCUGUGGAGCUAGAUCAGGCACCUGAGGUAGCAGAUGCUGAAGGGAAGGAGAUUGUCAAUGGUGCCGCUGCCAGGCCAACUGAACAGCCCACGUCAGAGCCCGUCAGAUCUGUGGACUGUAAAGCAGAGAGUGCAGAGGCUGCAGCUGAAAGUACCCCAAGCAUGCAGCCUUUCCCCAAGGGCUCUGCAAGGAUGGAGGCUGCCUCCAAGUUGGAUGGGAACACACUUGUUAAUGGCACCGGGGCCAACCCACCCAUGGAAAAUGGGACAGGUUUUGUGGCCCACGUGGAUUCUAAGACUGAGGACUCAAGGCCUGGUGGUGGCACCAGGACCAACCAAAGCACUGACCAGGAGGAAUUGCUCUCUGCCCCAAGGGACUCUGGGAGUAGUGCCCUAAGGCCCAAUGGGAAGGCGCUGGUCAAUGGGGCCACGGCCACUCAGAGCACAGAGCCAGAGGCUUCGAGGAACCGCGAGUCAGAAGCCACAAGGCCUGAGGGGAAGCUGUCGACCAGCAAUGGAGAGAAGCUGGUUCCCCCGCCGCGGCUGAAGCGGAUUGUGUCCCGGGGCAGUGUCGAACGGCCCAUGCAGCGCUCUCUCUCCACAGGGAGCCAGGGCCCGGUAGCCCCCCCACGCUCCCAUGCAGCCAAGUCCACCUUCGCUCACGUGCGCGACGCAGACCUGGUGAAGAAGCGCCGCUCCCGGCUCAAAAGCGAGUCCCUGUCGAUGGACGAAUCGGACCCGGGUAGCCCUGUGGAGGACUCUGCCAGGCGGCUGGCUGCGGGGGAUGUUUGCGAUGAGGGCUUGAGAUCCCAGCAAAUCACCGCAAAAGUGCAGCAGCACCCAGCCUUGCCAACGGCUACUUCCCAAGAACCACCACAGGGCGCCAGCCUCAAGAUCUGCACCAAUGAAGAAGAGAUUCUGAGGUUCCAGGACACCAGCCAGUAUGUGGUGGCUGAACUCCGGGCUUUGGAGAAUGAGCAGAGGCAAAUCGAUGGGCGGGCAGCCGUGGUGGAAAAGGACCUACGGGGCCUCAUGGAAUCAGGCGCUGACAAGCUGAGGGAAGAGGAGCUGAUCCAGGAAUGGUUCACUCUGGUGAAUAAGAAGAACGCCCUGAUCCGGCGGCAGGACCAGCUGCAAUUGCUGAUGGAGGAACAAGACCUGGAGAGGCGAUUCGAACUCCUGAGCCGUGAGCUGAGAGCCAUGAUGGCUAUCGAAGACUGGCUCAAAACGGAAGCUCAGCAGCAACGGGAGCAGCUCCUGCUGGAAGAGCUGGUGUCCCUGGUGAACCAGCGGGACGAGCUGGUGAGAGACCUGGACAUCAAAGAGAGGAUAGCUUUGGAAGAGGAUGCCCGGCUAGAACGGGGAUUGCAACAGAGACGUCGCAAGCUCAGCCGCAAGGAAAAGUGUCGCGUCAGCUGAGAUGGGCCAACGGUGCAGCUUGCCCCUUCUACUCUCUGCACCCUACGCCCUCUGUACAUGUGAUGGCAGGAGGGACCGCACGUGAGAGCACUUCUGCCCCCUCCCCAUGGCAGUCCCAGCCCCAAAUGCCCACCAGCCUUGGGGAGGGUCUUCCCUGCCAUCCUGCUGUGUUGCUCUGCUGCUGGCGCACAUCGUUACCCACAGUCCUCUCGGGUCAUGGCUGAUUGUCUGCUCGCGCCAAAGAGAGGCGUCUGCGUGUGUCGUUUUUUUCCCCAAGUGGGGCAGGAGAGAGAAUCCAGUACUUGUCUCUUUCUGUUACCCCAUUUCCUUGCCCUCCCCAGAGAUGAUUUUGGAUGCCAUUUUUAAAGGGCAGUGCCCAUGAACCCCACCUGAUCUGGAGAGGGCGGAAAGCAGCCUUUUUAAAUCACUCUCUCCAAAUUUUAGGGACUAUUUAUUUUGUGUGUAUGUGUGUUGUGUGUGCGCGCAUGUGAGCUGCUCUUUUGGGUUUGAAAACGGGUGCCUCCCCUUCCUCCUCCUCUCCCCCCACUGGUCAGGAUGCCUUUUUUCUUCUUCCAAAGCUUCUUUGGCUCUCUGUUUUUUAAUAAUCAUUGUUUGUUGUUGAUGGUACAAAAGCCACAAAGUGCCUUGAACACUCCUACAGCCGGACGUGACAUUUAUUCCCAGUUUUGCACCUCCCCUCAGUCCUCAGUCCCUUCCCUGGUUAUUUGCACUAAAUUUGUACCAGAGUUUGAAAUAAAUAUAUCAAAAGACACAA